Molecule: messenger RNA, 3017 nt
Organism: Ciona intestinalis (vase tunicate)
Lineage: Eukaryota; Metazoa; Chordata; Ascidiacea; Phlebobranchia; Cionidae
Product: xylosyl- and glucuronyltransferase LARGE2s-like
Biological process (GO): protein O-linked glycosylation via mannose
Cellular component (GO): Golgi apparatus
Molecular function (GO): xylosyltransferase activity; glucuronosyltransferase activity
Source: RefSeq, a predicted model, not a curated record
CCUCUAGCGGAAAAAAAUUUCCGCCUUCUUUGUAUAGUCCCAUGUAUUGUAUAUAUUAGUCUUACAGGAGCAUGCGUAAAAACCACAAGCAUAAGAUCUUGAUAAGUAUUUGUAUAUUUGUUUUCAUUGCUACCAUAUGUCGGUUUUAUUUCAAGAGUCGUUCAUUCAAUAUUAAUUAUCAAAACAAAGAAGCAAUUGUUGAACGUAACAAAGUUCGCCAUGCCCCAAGAAAUACUGAAACAGCUGCAUACAUAGCAAAAAAGGACUGUACAACGGUACAUAUAUGCAUUGUAUGCGCUGGUUACACUGCAAGCAGGCAGGUUGUGACUUUGAUUAAGUCACUGCUGUUUUACCGUACCAGCAAAUUACAUGUGCACUUCAUAGUGAAUGGAGUGUCUAGAACUAUUUUACGGAAUUUGUUUCAAACAUGGGAUAUUCCUCAUUUUGUUGUUUCAUUCUAUCAAGCAUCUGAUUUUAUAGAUGAAGUUUCGUGGAUACCAAACAAACAUUAUUCUGGAGUCUAUGGGCUAAUGAAGCUCACAAUACUAACUGUCCUGCCUGCAAAUGUGGGUAAAAUUAUUGUGCUUGACACAGACCUAAUUUUUGCACAUGAUGUCACCGAAAUAUGGCAGUACUUUGAUAAAUUUGGUGAAAAUGAGGCCAUUGGUCUUGUGGAAAACCAGUCUGACUGGUAUCUUGGAACAUUAUGGGAAAACUACACACCAUGGCCAGCUAUUGGUCGUGGGUUUAACACUGGAUUAAUAUUGUUGGAUUGCAUGAAACUUAGGGCAAUAGAAUGGCAAAGCAAGUGGAAAGAGGUUGCUCAAACUGAUUUGAAGCAUUUCUUAAGUACAGCACUUGCUGAUCAAGAUAUUAUAAACUCCGUUCUGAGCCACAACGCAAGCCUUCUGCAUGUUCUUCCUUGCUAUUGGAACCUACAAUUGUCCGACCAUAUGCGUAUGGAUCUAUGCUACAAACAACAUAAACAUGAAGUUAAAGUAAUUCACUGGAAUACAAGAAGAAAGCAAAAUAAUCGGCAUGAUGAAAAUAUCAAGUCUUUAACUGAUGUUUUUCGUACAUUUACAGAAAUAAACGGGGCAUUUCUACGCCACCCACGAAUCACAUGCUCAACUGAUGAUCCGGAAAUUUAUCAGAGCUUGGAUGACACUGAUUUCGAUAUGUGCUCAGAUUUAAUUUCAUCUGCAGCAAGUCUGCAUAGAACUCAUAUAUUUUACCUACCAUUUGACUACCAUUCUAAUUCUGCAACAGAUGUCAGCAUUAUUGUUCAUCUUACGAUUGACAGACUUACAGUGUUUGAAGCAAUGUGCAAACACUGGGAAGGGCCAAUUAGUGCUGCAUUUUUUACUACAGAUGCAGAAGCACAAACUCUUGUUGAUUUUGUCAAACUGUCACCUGUUCUUAUGGAUAGAACCAACAUUGGAUAUCACAUUGUGUACAAGAACUCAAACCAUGCUGUUUACCCAAUAAACUUAUUACGUAACGUUGCACUUAAACAAGCUGUCACAGAUCAUGUUUUCCUCUACGAUGUUGAUUUUGUUCCCAUGCCAGGCUUAUUCACCUACCUCACAAGUUAUCUGGCCGAACACGCAAAGUCACCAAAAACUGCAUACAUUGUGCCUGCAUUUGAAAGCUUCUGGUACAAGUUUAAAGUGCCACAGACAAAAUCUGUUCUUCAUAAACAAAUAGAUCGAGGGGUUUUUACAUCUUUUCGUUCAUAUAUGUGGCCGCAAGGACAUGCUGCUACCAACUUCUCCCGAUGGAAAACAGCAAAAGAAGCGUACCCAGUUCGGUGGGAGACCAAUUUUGAACCAUAUGUUGUUGUAAAAAAGCAAAACUUGCCCCUAUAUGAUCAAGCUUUUAUUGGGUUUGGUUGGAACAAAAUCUCGCAUAUAAUUGAGCUUGAUGCUGCAGGUUAUCAAUUUGUUGUCUUGCCAUUUGGUUUCAUUAUCCACAUACCUCAUGCUCCCAGUGUAGAUUUAUCAAAGUUCAGAUCAUCCCCAAGCUAUCGGGAGUGCUUGAACAUUGCAAAAGAAGCUUUUUAUGAAAAGCUACGUUCAAAAUAUCACAAAACCACUGGUAUGUCUAAAUAUUUUACCUAAUCAAAACUUUGUAAAAAAUAAGAUAAGAAAAACCAUGCUUUAUUGUAGCACACAUCCAACUUAUUAAAAAAAUACAUGUCACAUAAAGAAGUUUCCACAUAGAGACAGAUUCCAUUUUAUAUAUUCAAUUCCUGGAUACAACCCCAAAAAAAUUACAUUAUAUUUAAAUAUUUGAUAGUUUUAUUGUAUUGGGAAACUGAUAAUCUACAGUGCUAGUAAAGGUUACUUACAGCGUUGUAUAUUGUUGUACAUUCUUAUUUUAUUGCGUUUUAUAUUUUCUGUGCUUACCGAAAUGUUAAACAAUCAUCUUUAUUACACACGACCCAAUCUUUUAUAUGUAGCUAAGUAUGAACAAUUUAAUCCUUGUGUGAGUUAUGUUUUGUUGUUACCAAGUUAUUUGGUGCUUGUACUUAUUGUGCUCAUAUACCUCAAGUUUGUAUAGUUUUUAUUGCAACUUUUUGUGUAUUUGUGCAGCACAAACUUUCAUACUAUUUUAACCAAUCAAGUAUUGGCAUUUUGAUAUAUUAGUCUAUUAAAAUUCUAAUUGUUAUUGGCAAAAUGACAAUUUAAAAGCUAUACUGUAAAUUACCAUUACCGUAAUUGAUUUUCGCAGACGAAUAAUCAAGUUAUAUUACAUCAGUUGCAUUUUCUUACACUGUGGACUCUUUGAAUAUAUUGUUUUAAGCAACGUUUUACUCUUUAUUGCAUUUAAUUCUGUAGUUGUGCUUAUUUACUUGCAUACUUACACCCACUUCCACUAACACCAUAGUUUCAUAUCAUUGUUGACAAUUUGCACAUGGUAUACUGCAAGUAUAUAAGUUUAAUGUUAUAGUACUUGGACACUUUCUGGAAAUGUAUUUUACACGGAGAAAUAAUACACACAGUUCCACAAUGUUG